AUGGCCGCGGACCCAGCUGCGCAGCGGGCGUACUUGCAGGCUAAUGUGGAUGCAGACUUUGUGUUCCUUCUUGAGGAACACGGGGUCGAACUUGCACUUCAGUUUGCUAUCGGUCAACAUUACAAGAGCAUUCGCACUUUUGCUGCUUUCGCUGAUGAUCGUGGGGCAGCUCGUACUGCGAUUACAGCCGAUUUCGCUAUCAGGCCGGAGAGCGCGGCGGAUCGAGCUAGGAUGGCAUGCAUCAUCACUGCGUGGGAAGCUUCCAAGAUGAUUCGUGAGGAGGAGGCUAAGCUUCGUGCUGAGGCUAAGGUUUUGGGUGUUCAGAAGCCACUCGCCUCUUCGGAUCGCGCGGCCAUGCGGGUCGCCCUGGAAGCUGUUCGCGGCUACACCGUGCCGGAGUCCGAGGAGCCGGGCCGGCUUCGGGUCAUGCGACAGAAGCCAAAGGGUCGACUUCCGCAGAAUACGGAGGAGCUGCGGGCGAAGCUUCGCCUCGAGGGGCUGCAGCUGUCACACUUUGAUCGUUUCCUUGAGUUCCUGUUGGGUGACAAGUGCAAGGACGGCAAAGGGGAAAAGGGCGGCAAGGACGGCAAAGGUGGCAAGGACGGCAAAGGGGGCAAGUCCACUGGCAAGAUUCAGGUCGGGGAGUCCUGGUACGAUUUGGUGGCCAAGACCCCGGAUGGUCGCGAGCUGUGUUAUGCAUACAACAUCAAGCGGGGAUGUCAGGUCAAAGGCUGCCAGCGCGUUCACGCAUGUCGUGUGAAGGGCUGCCAAGGCAACCAUCCAGCAUAUCAGCACGGUCCCACUCGCAAAUCGGAUGUUCGUGGCUCCCUGGAGGCGCUUUGCAAGGCACAGAGUAUCACUUUGGUAAUGUCUGAAAUUGACAUCUGCCGCGAUCCCAAACUAGACCUUUUGGAUCCUGCCAUCGCGGAUCGAUGCUUGCAGGAGGUUAAGAACUCUGAGUGGGAUGUGGUUUUGGUGACCCCACCUUGUGGGACAUUUUCGCGGGCUCGGUGUGUGCAGCCGGGUCCUCGGCCACUGCGAUCACGUCUUUAUUCUCGGGGCUUUCCGUGGCUAUCUGAUUCUCACCGAGCUCUUGUUGAACAUGGCAAUCAGCUUGUCUCUUUUGCUUUUGAGGUCUGCACAAAUGCGCUUUCGAAUUCAGUACCUUUUCUACUUGAGCAUCCUGAAGAUUUGGGACUCACUACCAACGGUCAUGCUCCGGCUUCCAUAUGGCAGCUACCGGAGGCCGUUGCUCUCUUCAAGCAUGAGAAUGUCAUCACUUUCGCAGUAUACCAAUGCCAAUAUGGGGCGUUUUCGCCCAAGCCCACACGUUUUCUGUCUUCUAUUCCGGUUACUUCUCGAAUGCCCUUCACUGGGCCGCCUCGGUUUGACGCUUCAGAUCGAUACCUCGGCCCUUUACCGAAGUACUGUGGUCAUCGACAUCAGCAAAAACUGCUCGGGCCUGCCGCUACUUCCGCGGCCGCAGCUUACCCGGACGAUUUGUGCAGAACCAUUGCUGAAUGGUGUUUCUCCGUCUUCGAUGGGGGGGGAACACUGGCUGCAUCGGCUCCUACACAGCUGCUGGAACCAUGUUUUCAGUUUCCAGCGAAGGAAGUUGAGGCUGGCUCGGGAAAGCGAAAGCGGGGCCACUGCGAGACCACGACCGCAGGGGAUGCUGGUGACGAUGGGAAGGAGAUUGAGGACCUACCUUAUAGUGAGCUGAAGUCUGGCUGUGAGGGACCGCCCUUGGUGGGCGAGUUCGCAGGGGCGACUGACGAGUUUGUGGACGGCUUCGGUAGAUGCUCGCCGGGGCGUUGGAAACCUAUCUGCCGGGGGCGCCACAUGUCUCCUGCCGCCACUUCCUUCGCUCAACAGCUUAAGGAUCGUGUUCGAAAGUUUGUUCUUGAAAAUGUGCCUGAUCUGGCAAAAGCGACUUUUCGUCUGGCGACGGGGCAUUGGAAUGGUCCCUUGUUCGCUCCGGAGGCAAUGGACAAACUUCGCGAGGACUGGUUCUGCAUGCUGCCGGAUCCUGUACGAGCAAGGGAGCUGAUCCCUCAUCAGCCAUUCUACUUGAGGGCAAUGGCACAGACCCUAAAAAUCUUGGAGGAUCCCGACUACCGCAUCAUCGAGGAGGGCAAGUUCUGCUUCGUGAAUGGUGUGGAGGUCGGACACACUGCGCCAUUGGGGCCGGUCCCUCAAGUCUUCAGAGCUCGUCGAAAGGAUCAGAAAUACGAUGAGUCCGACUGGCAACCGCUGAUGGAUAAUUAUCGGGACGGCCCUGAGGUUGCAAAAUCGCUUGAGGAGGCAUUUGCAAAAGAAGAGGCAGAAGGCCGUAUGUUCCCACUUUCUCUUUCAGAGGCCUGGGCCCGCUAUCCGGGGGCGGCACUUCGUAUUGCAGCGCAGGCAGUGAUUCCGAAACCUGACCAAGACUUUCGUGUGGUCCAUGAUGGGACCCACGGGGUCCACGUCAACAAUGAGAUUGUUAUGCUGGACCGUCUUGAAUCGCCAGGGGCUAGGGAAGUGUCCGCGAUCCAAAAGCUGGGCAACGUGUCUGAUGAGAAAGUCCUCUUCGGGCUUGUGGGGGACGUGAAAAAGGCGCACAGGCGCUACUUGCACCAUCCCGACCAUUGGGGGGUGCUCUCCUGCAGAACUCGGAGCGAUUCCUCUGUGGUCUGGGUCAAUCGCACCGGGACUUUCGGAAUUGCUUCAGCGGCUUAUUGGUUUGCGCGGAUCAUCGGUCUUGUGGGCAGGCUUUCCCUCAGAGUUCUUCUUCAGGCAUUCCUCUUCAUGCUCAUUUAUGCUGAUGAUCUUCAUGUGCUCAGUGGGGGGCCCGAUCGCUGGCUCAAUCUUUGGAUGUCCCUUGCGCUUCUUUGCCUCCAGGGUACCCCCUUUUCAGAACGAAAAUGGCGUGGAGGAUUGCAGCUUGAUUGGGUCGGUUAUUGGAUUGAUUAUGGGCGCUUCAAGCUGGGAAUUUCUGAGAAGAGGUGCCAUUGGAUCAUCAGUGGCAUCGAAUCCAUGGAGGGAAAUGGCUGGCUUGUUGAUGUCCGACGAUUUCAUGAGCUUCACGGGAGACUCGGUUUCAUGUCCCAGGUUUUGAUCUGGAUUAGACCCUUCUUGGCUCCCGGUUACGCUUGGCUGGCUGCUGUACGGAAGGGAGCGGUUCUCGCGCUACCCAACCUUAUCCGUUGUGUCUUGAGGUUUAUCGCUGACCGCUUGAGGCACGGUGCUCGCACUUACGAGUCAGGCCGUCUUGAGAAGGACGUUGGGGAGCUUUUCCGCACGGAUGCAGCUUGUAAUGAUACUUCCGUGGUCCUGGGCGGAUGGUUUCUUCACAAAGGACCGGACCCAAAGAAGGCACCAUGGUUUCAGAUCAUCUUGGGCAGGGAUGAAGUUCCUUGGCUUUUCAAGAAGGAUUCGGGCAGCUCGUGGGCGAGCACUUCCGCUGAGGUUCUCGCAUCGUUGGCAGCGCUCCACUUGUUGAGACGCCAUUUCAAGGAUCUUUGGUCAGUCCCUGGACACUUCCGUGCUAGCUUCUGUGGCGGGACUGAUAAUAAAUCUGCCGAGGCGCUGUCUUGCAAGCUGCUCACGACUCGAGUGCCACUCAUGUUUGUGGUGAUGGAGUUCGUCACCUUUUGUGACGCUCUGGGUUUCAGAUGCAAUCUCAGCUGGAGGCCCAGGGACUCCAAUCAGGAGGCGGACCGCAUCACCAAACAUGUUUUCGAGGACUUCGAUGAAAACUUGAGACUGCCCUUCAGCUGGUCAGAUAUGACCUUAUCAGUUCUGCCGUCUCUCUUGAGAUUCGCGAGCUUUCAGUCUGAACUUGAUUCCAUCAAGGCCUCGAUUGCGGAUGAUGGAACAACCUCAGCUCCUCGAAUAAGAUUCGAGAAAAGUCAGUGGGGAUGA
Messenger RNA from Symbiodinium sp. CCMP2592, 3903 nucleotides. NCBI's taxonomy places the organism in Eukaryota, Dinophyceae, Suessiales, Symbiodiniaceae. The record is from the annotation of a GenBank genome assembly.